AUGGCCUUGCUCAUGGUCUCUUUGCUGGCACUCCUAAGCUUUGGAUCUGGAUGUCAGCAUCGGCUCUGUCACUGCUCUAACCGGGUUUUCCUCUGCCAGGACAGCAAAGUGACAGAGAUUCCCUCCGACCUCCCCCGGAAUGCGGUUGAACUGAGGUUUGUCCUUACCAAACUUCAAGUCAUCCCAAAAGGAGCAUUUUCAGGAUUUGGAGAGCUGGAGAAAAUAGAGAUCUCUCAGAAUGAUGUCUUGGAAGUGAUAGAGGCAGAUGUGUUCUCCAACCUGCCCAGGUUACAUGAAAUUAGAAUUGAAAAGGCCAACAACCUGCUGUACAUCAACCCUGAGGCCUUCCAGAACCUUCCCAAUCUCCGAUAUCUGUUAAUAUCCAACACAGGUAUUAAGCACUUGCCAGCUGUUCACAAGAUUCAAUCUUUUCAAAAGGUUUUACUAGACAUUCAAGAUAACAUAAACAUCCACAUAAUUCAAAGAAAUUCUUUCAUGGGACUGAGUUUUGAAAGUGUGAUUCUACGGCUGACUAAGAAUGGGAUUCAAGAAAUUCACAACCGUGCAUUCAAUGGAACCCAACUAGAUGAGCUGAAUCUAAGUGAUAACAAUAAUUUGGAAGAAUUGCCUAAUGAUGUUUUCCAGGGAGCCUCUGGACCAGUCAUUCUGGAUAUUUCAAGAACAAGGAUCCAUUCCCUGCCUAGCUAUGGCUUAGAAAAUCUGAAGAAGCUGAGGGCCAGGUCGACUUAUAACUUAAAAAAGCUUCCUAAUCUGGAAAAGUUUGUCAUUCUCAUGGAGGCUAGUCUCACCUACCCCAGCCACUGUUGUGCCUUUGCAAAUUGGAGACGGGAAAUCUCUGAGCUUCAUCCAAUUUGCAACAAAUCUAUUUUAAGGCAAGAAGUUGAUGACAUGACUCAAACUAGGGGUCAAAGAGUAUCUUUGACAGAAGAUGAUGAACCCAAUUAUGGCAGAGGACUUGACUUGAUGUACACUGAAUUUGACUAUGAUUUGUGCAAUGAAGUGGUUGAUGUGACCUGCUCCCCUAAGCCAGAUGCAUUCAAUCCAUGUGAAGAUAUCAUGGGGUACAACAUCCUCAGAGUCUUGAUAUGGUUUAUUAGCAUUCUGGCCAUCACUGGAAACAUCCUAGUACUGGUGAUACUGACUACCAGCCAAUAUAAACUCACAGUGCCCCGGUUCCUUAUGUGCAAUCUGGCCUUCGCUGAUCUCUGCAUUGGAAUCUACUUGCUGCUCAUAGCAUCAGUUGAUAUCCACACCAAGAGCCAGUACCACAACUAUGCCAUUGACUGGCAAACGGGAGCAGGCUGUGAUGCUGCUGGCUUUUUCACUGUCUUUGCCAGUGAGCUCUCAGUCUACACUCUGACAGCCAUCACCUUGGAAAGGUGGCAUACCAUUACUCAUGCCAUGCAACUGGAGUGCAAAGUGCAGCUGCGCCACGCUGCCAGUGUCAUGGUGAUGGGGUGGAUCUGCUUUGCAGCUGCUCUCUUUCCCAUCUUUGGCAUCAGCAGCUAUAUGAAGGUGAGCAUCUGCCUCCCCAUGGAUAUUGACAGACCUUUGUCACAGCUAUAUGUCAUGGCUCUCCUUGUGCUCAACGUCCUGGCCUUUGUGGUCAUCUGUUGUUGCUACACCCACAUCUACGUCACGGUGAGGAAUCCUAACAUUGUAUCUUCAUCCAGUGACACCAAGAUCGCCAAGCGUAUGGCCACCCUCAUCUUCACUGACUUCCUCUGCAUGGCGCCCAUUUCUUUCUUUGCCAUUUCUGCCUCUCUCAAGGUGCCCCUCAUCACUGUGUCCAAGGCAAAGAUCCUCCUUGUCCUGUUCUACCCCAUCAACUCCUGUGCCAACCCUUUCCUCUAUGCCAUCUUUACCAAGAGCUUUCGCAGGGAUUUCUUUAUUCUGCUGAGCAAAUUUGGCUGUUAUGAAACACAAGCCCAAAUUUAUAGGACAGAAACCUCAUCCACUGCCCAUAACUCCCAUCCGAGGAAUGGCCACUGCUCUUCAGCUCCCAGAGUCACCAAUGGCUCCAGUUACAUACUUGUCCCUCUAAGCCAUUUAGCCCGGAGCUAA
This is a messenger RNA of Castor canadensis (American beaver), 2085 nucleotides long. RefSeq names its product follicle stimulating hormone receptor (gene Fshr). The record is from RefSeq and is a predicted model, not a curated record. Lineage: Eukaryota; Metazoa; Chordata; Mammalia; Rodentia; Castoridae. Gene Ontology annotation, biological process: male gonad development; activation of adenylate cyclase activity; follicle-stimulating hormone signaling pathway. Gene Ontology annotation, cellular component: plasma membrane. Gene Ontology annotation, molecular function: protein binding; follicle-stimulating hormone receptor activity; G protein-coupled peptide receptor activity.